Mustela erminea (ermine) is the source of this 7607-nucleotide messenger RNA. RefSeq names its product host cell factor C2 (gene HCFC2). The transcript is spliced from 15 exons. Lineage: Eukaryota; Metazoa; Chordata; Mammalia; Carnivora; Mustelidae. Gene Ontology annotation, biological process: chromatin remodeling; regulation of DNA-templated transcription. Gene Ontology annotation, cellular component: histone methyltransferase complex. The record is from RefSeq and is a predicted model, not a curated record. Bases 47 to 2425 code for a protein of 792 amino acids. Gene Ontology annotation, molecular function: transcription coactivator activity; protein binding.
GGAGCGGGCGCGGUGCAUUGUGGGCAGAGGGGCGGGGGUUGGGAAGAUGGCGGCUCCCAGCCUCCUCAACUGGAGGCGGGUUUCCUCCUUCACGGGGCCGGUCCCCCGCGCCCGGCACGGACACCGGGCCGUGGCCAUCCGGGAGCUGAUGAUCAUCUUUGGAGGGGGCAACGAGGGCAUCGCGGACGAGCUGCACGUCUACAACACGGUUACAAAUCAGUGGUUCCUACCAGCUGUUAGAGGAGACAUCCCUCCAGGUUGCGCUGCCCAUGGAUUUGUCUGUGAUGGUACCAGAAUAUUAGUAUUUGGGGGAAUGGUUGAAUAUGGAAGAUACAGCAAUGAGUUAUACGAGUUGCAAGCAAGCCGUUGGUUAUGGAAAAAAGUGAAACCUCACCCCCCUUCUUCUGGUUUACCUCCUUGUCCUCGUCUUGGACAUAGCUUCUCUUUAUAUGGUAACAAAUGCUAUUUGUUUGGUGGUCUGGCAAAUGAAAGUGAAGAUUCAAACAAUAAUGUUCCCAGAUAUUUGAAUGAUUUCUAUGAGUUGGAGCUCCAGCAUGGUUCUGGUGUUGUGGGUUGGAGCAUUCCAGUGACUAAAGGAAUUGUGCCUUCUCCAAGAGAAUCCCACACAGCUGUCAUAUAUUGCAAAAAGGAUUCUGGAAGUCCUAAGAUGUAUGUCUUUGGUGGAAUGUGUGGUGCUCGCCUGGAUGAUCUAUGGCAACUUGACUUAGAAACUAUGUCUUGGUCAAAACCAGAAACUAAAGGGACAGUGCCACUUCCACGAAGCCUUCACACAGCCAGUGUUAUAGGAAACAAGAUGUACAUUUUCGGUGGAUGGGUUCCACAUAAGGGGGAGAAUAUUGAGACUUCACCUCAUGAUUGUGAAUGGAGAUGUACUAGUUCAUUUUCUUACCUAAAUCUUGAUACAGCAGAGUGGACCACCCUAGUAUCAGAUUCUCAGGAAGACAAAAAAAAUUCAAGACCAAGACCAAGAGCUGGACACUGUGCUGUUGCAAUUGGCACUCGAUUAUAUUUUUGGAGUGGAAGAGAUGGCUACAAAAAAGCACUGAAUAGUCAAGUUUGCUGCAAGGAUCUUUGGUAUCUUGAUACUGAGAAACCGCCGGCACCAUCACAAGUACAACUGAUCAAGGCCACUACCAACUCUUUCCAUGUCAAAUGGGAUGAAGUGCCCACAGUUGAGGGCUAUCUUUUGCAGCUGAAUACAGACUUACCCUACCAAGCUGCGUCAUCAGAUUCUACAGCAACACCAAAUAUGCAAGGAGUCAGAAUGGACCCUCACAGACAAGGCAGUAAUAGCACCAUUCCUAACAGUGUCAGUGAUACAAUGAACAGUACAAAAACUGAAUAUACAGCUAUGAAAGGAACUUCUGUGAAAAAUAGACCAGAUCUCAAAGCAUCAACUGAUUCUAAUGCUACUUUACAUUCACCUUUGGCAACUAAUGCUUCUAAUCAUAAUAGUUGUGUCGUGGAUGUGCUAAGGAAAAAUGAAGGUCCUCAUACUUCAGCAACUAUAGGUGUUCUAAGUAGUUGCCUGGACUUAAGAACAGUAAUCCCCGAAACUUCUGUAUCCAGUUCUGUUUCCAGCGCACAAACUAUGGUAACCCAGCAGACCAUUAAAACUGAAUCAUCCAGUACAAAUGGGGCAGUUGUUAAAGAUGAAACUUCACUAACAACAUUCAGUACCAAAUCUGAAGUUGAUGAAGCAUGUGCAUUGCCUGCAUCUAAGAUCAGCCGUGUAGAAGCACAUGCUACAGUGAUGCCAUUUUCUAAAGAGACUCCUUCAAAUCCAGUGGCCACAAUGAAAGCAGGAGAACGACAGUGGUGUGAUGUAGGAAUUUUUAAAAAUAAUACAGCUUUGGUGAGCCAGUUUUAUUUGCUGCCAAAAGGAAAGCAAAGCAUCUCAAAGAUAGGAAAUGCAGACGCACCUGACUACAGUUUACUUAAGAAACAAGAUCUGGUUCCAGGCACAGGAUACAGAUUCAGGGUUGCUGCCAUCAAUGGUUGUGGAAUAGGCCCUUUCAGCAAAAUCAGUGAAUUUAAAACUUGUAUUCCCGGUUUUCCUGGAGCUCCUUCUGCAGUCAGAAUUUCAAAGAAUGUUGAGGGUAUCCAUCUCUCCUGGGAACCUCCAACUUCCCCUUCUGGAAAUAUUUUGGAAUAUUCAGCCUACUUGGCUAUCCGCACAGCACAAAUACAAGAUAAUCCAAGUCAACUUGUGUUUAUGAGGAUUUAUUGUGGUCUUAAGACAUCAUGUAUAGUAACUGCUGGGCAGCUUGCAAAUGCACAUAUCGAUUAUACAUCCAGGCCUGCCAUUGUGUUCAGGAUAUCGGCAAAGAAUGAAAAGGGAUAUGGACCAGCUACACAAGUUCGAUGGCUUCAAGGUAAUAAUAAAAAAGCACCUUUAAAUUGAAUUUUUUUUUUUUUUUACUGAAGCUAUUGUGAUGAUUAUUUAUUAGUAACUGGUUUUGAAGAUUUGUCAUUUUAAAGAGUAUUCUCUGACUGUAUUUCUAGCACUUAUGAGUUUGUAAGUUGUUCUUAAAAUGUAUUUGCUCAAUUUUAGAUCCAAAUAAAAAUAGAAAAGAAGCAAAGACUCUCUGAAAAUUAGUAUAUGGAUUCGUCCUUACAGUUAUAUAAUUGCUUUUUUAUAAAGUAAAAUAGUAAAUGUAAAAGCUAGAAGGCUUUAUUACCCCAAUAUCUUUUCUAAAGGCCAUGUAAUUCAGUCAUCCUAGAGUUAUUGAGAUGAUUCUAGUAACUGGCUGUUGUACACUGCGCUGUCUUACAUAGUAAAUAUUCUCUUCAUUGUCAAGGACCCGUCUUUGACUACUCCCUUUAACUUUAUUAUUCUAGAUGAGCAGCGGUCCUAUUAACACCUAUCUUCUAGUGAAUAACAUUUGUGAUACUAAUUUUGAUAGCCGCUAUUUGAUUCAUUUCUUUGUCUACAGUUAGCACAGAGCUUAAGAAAUUACAAAAGAAAGAAAGAAAGAGGAGAGUUUAGAAACUCUGAUUUUGAAUUUUUAUUAUUUUCCAAGAAUCAUGGCAAAAUACAAAAAAGUAAUGGGUUUUCUUGAUUCAUACCUGAUGUAUUGGAAUACAUUUUUGGCCAAAGCACUUAACUUACCCAGUCCUUGGUUUCCUUGUUAAUAGAAGACAGAGUUAAAAUAAUUUACAUUUAAGGUUUCUUUCAGCACUAAAAUUCUUUAUUUUCGUCAGAAGCAAAGUAUAUCUGUGAACAUUUUAACAUCUGUCUUAAUGGCUCUAACUUUGCUUUUGCUGAAAUUAAGAAAACCUUCGUAAUUUAAAAUUCAAAAUUGAAAUACUUAUGUCCUCCUCACUGCAGAGAGAAGCACCUUAACAGAACACAAGUUUUCAAAUAGUGUUUUAAACAUUUGUAAGAUUUUUGUAAAUGCUCUAAAUGUUUUAUUUUUGCAUUGUUUUUACCUCAAAAUUGUAUAAACUUUUUUACAACUGAAAUAUAAACAUUAGACAGCUCACUCAGGUCCCACUGCAACCUUAAAGAUACAGAUAGGCAUGAUGGGUCCUCUGCCACAGGUAGCUUGUUUUGAACCUUUUUGGAAUGUCAUGGUUCCACUGCCUGUUCAGAUCUGGAAUGGAAAUACAGAGCAAUAAAUGCAGAAAAGGUAGUUCACACUACAAGCUGCAAUAACUGCACAGGCCCAGGCCUAUCUUUUUUAUACCAUGUAACCUUACGCCAGUUUAGGUUGACUGAGUAGCUGUGUCCUCGAGCUUCACCUAGAAUACUCCCAGCCAAGAUGGAUUUAAUUGUGCAGAAUUGAUAUAUAUGUAUGUUCCAGUUACUAAUUUAAAAUGUAUAGAAUAUUUUAAUAUAUAAUUUUUGUAAAGAACUGGGAUUUUUAUACUACAGUAUUUGUAAUUAAUGUGUCUCACUAAUUAAGUUUCUCUUGAAGAAAAUAUGCAGACUGUUAGACACUUAAUGAGUGAUUUCCAAACUCUAAAGGUAAAAUAAAUGCACUACUCUGGUGUUGUUAGAAUACCUUUUUUGUGGCUGUAUGAAUCUUUAAUCUUUAAAUGUGUAUUUUACAAACAAUGUUUACAAGGAGCUUCUCUGGUUUGUUAUGUCAGCAUCUCCCUUGGUGAGAGCUUCAUUCUGCGUUUGUUAAAUUCAUAUGCUUUGCUUUUAGCAUAUGCUUGCUUUUUGCACUAGUAGAAUUUUAACUUACCUCAUUAUUAUGUUUGUAAUCAUUUGUAUAGCUUCCAUAAUAUGUCUGAUAUAGGCUAAACAAAUACUUAACCAAAGUUAAAAUAAAUGGUAAGCAAUUUUGCACAUAUUAAAUGCUAGGUUUUGUUGUGUAUAUGUGUGUGUUUAGUUAUAAAAGAGUAAGAAUGAAAAGUUAGAAUAUAUGUUUCAAGUCCGAUUAUUUUAAUGAUCUGUUUGCUUUAUUAGAAAAAGGUCUUGCUUUUAACUCCUUAUUCUCUGCAUUAACAAUUUGCGUCUCAAAGCAUUUCUCUUAAUGACAAGGACUAAGUUGACUUUAAGCAAAGAAAAGAAUAUUUGAGUGUGCACAUUUAUACCUAUUUAGUAUUCGGUUUAGUUUACUUUGCUUACAUGCCUCAACUGUGCUGUGAACCUGUGGUUCUAACAUACAUUUUAUUUUCUAGAGAGAAAGGCACUCUUUCUAUACACCAAGGGAUUUGUGAAAAUAACAAAUGUUUUUACUUUGAGGAUCAGCCCAGAUUCUGUUAUCAUUUUUUGGCAUUUGUACAUUAAGCAGCAGUCACAUUUAUGGAUGACUAAAAAAUGCCAUUGAGAAAUCUCUGUGGCGUGACAUUAAUAGUUAUUAAUAGAUCUUCAAGCUGUGUGUUCAUGAAUAGAAUGAAAUAGGGUAAAUAACAAGAAAAGUGCAUUUAGCUUCCUAUGAUUUGCACAUUUUCUGAGUGAAGAUCCCUGAGUAGCAGUGGGCUAGAUCAUGCAGAUACCUUUCAUAAGAGGAUUUAUGCUGAGUUAAAUGACUUUCCUUCUCCUCCCUACUGGAUAGGUAAUUCAGAUGUACAAGCCUAUGUGCCACAGUCCUCUUCCUGGGCUCUAAAACUUUGGUUCACAUGUGUAGUAAAAAGAUUUUGAUGUUGCAUGCUCUUAGAAUUAUGUUUUCUAAAAUAUUGUAUUGGCUUCAUUUUAGUUUAGUAAACUGUUUUGGCAGUUUAACUAGAAAUAGGGUAUUAUAAGCUCAUUUUUAUCCACAUUAAAAAAAAAACAACAACAGAAAUAAUCUGAUUGCAUGUAUGAGGCCCCCUUGCCCUAUAACCCAAUUACAUAAAUACAAUCAUCUAUAAGAAAGUAAAACUGUUGAUCCAUUAUUUCAAAGACUUGUAGCCUAGCAAAGAUUUGUUCUGGUUAGAGAGACAGUCUACUAUAAAUGAAGGUAUUUUUACUUUUAAAAAUUGCAGCACUUGUAGCAUAAAAAUCAUUUGUAACAUUGGCUAUGAAGAGAUAAUUAGUAUUUAAAGUUAUUGUCGUAAUCUGACCAUGAAUGAAAUAGGUUGCAAAAUAGACUUGGUCUUUGACUGCUUAAGGUGUAAGUGAUGGUCAAGUUUUCCAGGACUGAUUUUAGGCAGUUUUAUGUAUUAUGUACCAAUGAUCUGUAAAAUAAAGCACCUUUUCUAUUAUAAUCAAUUACAGAUGUUAUUUAUUUUGAACUCUAUGAGAGAAAAAUUAGUGAUUGCAGAGUAAAUCUGUAGAAAUGUUGACUUUAUAUUGUUCACUUAAAAUAAUAUAGGCAGUCUCAUAAAGAAUAGAUUGUCUCCCAAAACUUGUUUUUAAGUUAGUGAAUUGUGUUCGGAAUCAUGUAACCCGUAUCUCUCUAACCCUUUUUGUGGCUGAGCUCAUAUGCAAAAAGGCACGUGGCUCCAGGAAAUAGAUCUAAACUGUUGCCAUCUCUUCUUUGUCCUUUAUUCACUCUUAAUCUUUUGUCUUUAUGCUUUACACUCACUUUCAUUCACAGCAGCCAGACUUCUGUCCUGCUACUCCAUCAAAAUGGCCCUAGCGAAGGUCCAGGAUAACUUCUCAUUUCCCAAAUCUGGUGAUUACUCUUGUCCUUCGUAACUCAGCCGCUCCCUGGACACUUGGACAUUUUCUUGAUUUCUGUGAUACUGCUCGGUCGCUCUUUCCAUACCUCCUCCUGUCUGUAAUCCCCUUUUCCACUUGCACCUGCCUCCAUUCAUUUUUUUUCAAGACUCAGGUCCUUUUUCAGGAUUUCAGUAUGGAGCCUUUCUUGAUAUGCCCCAUAUACAGGUAGAUUUACCCUCUUCUUCUUGUGCCCCCACUAUCCUUUGUCAGUCUUCUGUCAUAGCAGCCUAAAAAACAUUGUAUCCUUACUUGUUAGCAUUGUUAUCCCUCUUUGCCAGAAUGGUGGUAGGUCUUUGAGGCAGAGACUGGGUCUUUAUAUUUGUUACAUAUCGGCCACUUACCUGGUACUUAAAUACAUUAACACAUGGUUAAAGAAAAUUGUCAUUUUUACAUCUCUCCAUAUUCUCACUCCCCUCUCCCAAGUUGGGGUAAAAAAUGGGAGGGAGGCUUUGAUAAGGAAAGAGAUUUUAGCAGGUUAGUAAGCCUCUGGGGGAAAUACUAACUCUAGCUUUGUCUUAUCCUGCCCUGCUCUUACUUAGGUUUCUAAGAGAAGUUCUGGGAUAAAUAAACGAUGUGUCACAUAUGUACUGAGCUAAAAGGGAUUUAAUCUAGGUAUGCAUAGAUCUCAAGUGGAAGUUUUUGAUCUAAAAAGAUCUGAGCAUUUAGUGAGAUUCUUGGGAUAUUGCUGAAUUACGAUUUUUAACAUUGGAUGUUCCAGAAGAUGAGCUAAAAAUAUUUCCAAACUAUUUCCUUGUAGGAAAGCCAUGGACAAUUGUCUAGUAUUAGGGAAAAAAACAUACUUAAUACUUAAGCACAGGGACUUCUGGAAGACAAGGAACAUGAGCAUCGGCACAUACCAAGUUAGGCCACUGUUGUCACGUCUGAGUUUAUUUCUUAUCCACUAGAAAACAAUAUGACAUUGGCACAACUUCCUUCCACAUUUCGCAGUUAUAAUUCAGAGUCCCUGUACUAUUUCUCUAACUCAGGAAGACCUUUUUUUUUGGUCAUGCCUGGAAAAACAUGAACUACACCAUUCUGGGGAGAAAUAAACUCUAUGAACUGAAUGGAGAAAGAAAAGGCUAUGAAAUCCAAGGAUACCAGCCUCCUUGUUCCAAAUAGACUUCUGUAUCUUACUAAGUAUCUCUUUGCUUCUUUCCUAUUCUCUUGAGGAACUAAAAUUAAAAAAAAAAAAAAAAAAAAAAAAAAAAAAAUUCCAGUUGUGAGAUUGUUAAUUUCAGCAAGCUCAUCUGAAACUGUUAGGUUCUUUUGUGUAUUGAGUAUCUUGGAAAAGUUGAAUUUGGGGGGCCUGGUAUUUAAAGGUCAUCAUAUUAACAAUCUGACUACCACUCCUGCCAGAGGCUCACAUUCAAAGUCUUGAGAAUAUAGGGCUAUGAAGCCUGCGGCCUUAGAAGACUAGGAAGUCAUAGGUGUGAAAGUAUGGAAGCAACAGAAGGAUUCACUAUUUCCUGAUUUGAUUUUGCUGGUUCAA